AGAAAACAGAAAAAAGAAAAGAAAAGAAAGAAAAAAGAAAAAAAGCAACUCCUUCUCAAUCAUUUAUCCUCAGAUAUUUCCAGAAUCCAUACCUUUUGAGCCAUGUACAAGACAGAGACUUUGAUUUUAGGAUCCUACGGUGCUAUUAUGCCAGGAGCCAGGGUAGUUGUAAGUAAACCUGACACUUUGGGAGAAGGAGAAUCACUUAAGGAGCCAAAUGAAAAGGAGGAGGGAGAAAAUGCCCCCAAAGCUGAAGAUGCUUCUCAGGAAAUUUCAGAUUCAAAUACAAGAGACCUAGUUCCAUGUCGAAAACACUGCAGGGUCGCCUGGCAGCUGACUCCCCCCAGCUCUGAGGAUGCACGGGAGGAAGAAAAAUUCUUCAGAAAUAUCGAAUCAUACAGAAGAGUAAGCAAUCAGCUGAAACACAGGAUAUUGCAGAAGGCCUGCCAUCAGCAGUUUGAAUUCAGAGAUGGGCACAUUUUCAACUCUUCCAUUCCGAACCUUGUCUUGGGGGUCCAACGUCUUGACUUGCAUUCAGGUUCUGCAGUUCUUUUGAUGAGGAAGAAUUCUUAUGAUAAGUGUCAGAAGUGGCUACACAAGGAAGAGAACAGGACAUUUCACCUGAUGAGUAAUCAAAACCUCGUGCUUGCUGUAGCCCUGCCCACAGGCUCAAUGGAGGAUCUUUCCGCAGCCACAGGUUACACUGUUAUUGUUGAGAGAUAUAAGCCAUACGGUAAUGGGGCUGCCAAUCAAAAGUGGUUAUAUAUGAAAAACAAGGGGGUGCUAAAGGCCUUUCAUAGCACAAAACUGGACAUAGAAAUCAUGUCUGCAAACCAUGCUGGCGUCUGUACGUCGACCGUGACCAAGGGAGAAGAAGUCGACCAAGUAGGCUACUACUUCCGUCCACCUGGCAGCAAGGCGAAGAUCAUGAUCUGCUUGGCCUGUGCCAGGUCCAUGGUCAGCCAGAAAGACCUGAAAAAACUGCUUCCAGGCAGCAAGUUCUUCUGUGCCUUCGGUUCCAAGGAACAAAAGCAACUCUCCUUAAGACCCUCCAAGGUCAUCCAUGCGAACCAGGUAUGUAAUGCACUGAGGUCUGCUGAGGGUGAUUUAUCCUCUUUUGAAGACGAAAAUAGUCUAAGGCAUUAUGAAGAACUCCUAUUAUCCUUUCAAAGAGAGGGCUCCAUGCAAACUUUAUCCCAUAAUCUUUUGGCAACCAUGCGCCAGACACCGGUAAAAAUAAUUGCACAUAAAAACGGAACAGGAUCCACCAAUGGCAAAUUAAUUGUUGCUCAGUCUUUCCCUAUGCUUCUUUCAGGAUGUACAGCACAACUUGGUCUGACCAGAGCAGCUUCUAGACUCUACACAUAUGAUGGCACCGCCAUUCUUAACCUACAUGACUUAAUUUUGUGGGCUGUGAAUGAAUCCUUGAAACAAAAAGACACUGAAGAAAAGAAAUAUGCAUCCCCAGAGGAGACUAAAGAAGUGGUGAUUCAGAAUGUGGAAGAUAAAAAAGCAAACCAAGGGGAAAUCAAGUCACCUCCACAAACCGUGAUGUCAGCCCGUUUGAAUUCUUUCAACACUUCUUUGCUCACCCUCAUUCUCAAAAAUCCUAUAGAAGUCUGGGUUUCAUGUGGGGAACCAUUCAUACCCCUGGAUGCUUUGCAAAGAUCAGAAAAACUUGAGAGAAAGAAUUGGCUAAAGAAGGACAGACUUUUGGCUGAUCUGGAAUUCAUGAAACACAAAAUGAGACAGUUAAAAGGGCGACGUGUCUUUGAGGGUAAACCUGGAAAAGUAACUUACACCCACAGCCCUGGAAAGCGCUCGGUAGUCAAAGGUAACUGGAUGGAGCCCUCUCAAGAGGAGAGGAAGUUACUGAAGUACAUAGUGAGUGUGAAGGCGCACCUUUCUGAGGUCCAAAGGCAGCAGACAAAACACAAUUCUUCAGUGUCAGCCAAACAAACCAGCCUAUAUGUUCAGCCCAACACAAAAAGAGUCUUUGCUUACCUCAGUGGUCACGAACGUGAAGAUGGUGUUUAUGCCUGGGGCAGAACAAUUGCUGAGCUCCUGGAUGCGUGCUCCCUGCGUCUCAGGAUGACAAGCCCAGCCAAGACCAUGUACACCCUGGACGGAAAACCUUUGACAUCUUGGAAUGAUAUCAAGAGGGACAUGGUCGUCUGCGUUUCUGCUGGGAACCAUUUUGUAAGCCACAAAGAUAUAAAGCGACGGGUAGCCGUGCGAGCCAAUUAUGCCCGUGUCAGAAAACUGAAGGGGCCUCAUGCCACAGAUAUUGUUGCAUCUGCCGUAGAGAGGCCAAAAUCCGAGACAAAUAAGUCAGACUCAAUCUUGUCUCUGUACACAUCUCCUUUUUUCGAAGGCUGGUAA
This is a messenger RNA of Dromiciops gliroides (monito del monte), 2382 nucleotides long. RefSeq names its product doublecortin domain-containing protein 1-like. The transcript is spliced from 16 exons. Gene Ontology annotation, molecular function: microtubule binding. Lineage: Eukaryota; Metazoa; Chordata; Mammalia; Microbiotheria; Microbiotheriidae. Gene Ontology annotation, biological process: intracellular signal transduction; regulation of mitotic cytokinesis. Bases 103 to 2382 code for a protein of 759 amino acids. The record is from RefSeq and is a predicted model, not a curated record.